AUGUUUGACAAUUCUCCCUCUUUCCCUCACCCCGCCCUACUCUCCCUCUUUCCAUCACCCCGCCCCAUUCUCCCGCUUUCCAUCACCCCGCCCCAUUCUCCCGCUUUCUAUCACCCCGCCCCAUUCUCCCGCUUUCCAUCACCCCUCCCCAUUCUCCCGCUUUCCAUCACCCCGCCCCAUUCUCCCUCUUUCCAUCACCCCUCCCCAUUCUCACUCUUUCCAUCACCCCGCCCCAUUCUCCCGCUUUCCAUCACCCCGCCCCAUUCUCCCACUUUCCAUCACCCCGCCCCAUUCUCCCUCUUUCCAUCACCCCUCCCCAUUCUCCCUCUUUCCAUCACCCCGCCACAUUCUCCUGCUUUCCAUCACCCCGCCCCAUUCAACCCGCCCCAUUCUCCCUCCUUCCAUCAACCCGCCCCAUUCUCCCGCUUUUCUUCACCCCGCCCCAUUCUCCCUCUUUCCAUCACCCCGCCCCAUUCUUCCGCUUUUCAUCACCCUACCCCAUUCUCCCUCUUUCCAUCACCCCGCCCCAUUCCCCCUCUUUCCAUCAGCCCGCCCCAUUCUCCCGCUUUUCUUCACCCCGCCCCAUUCUUCCGCUUUUCAUCACCCCGCCCCAUUCUCCCGCUUUCCAUCACCCCGCCCCAUUCUCCCGCUUUCCAUCACCCCGCCCUUUUCUCCCGCUUUCCAUCACCCCGCCCCAUUCUCCCGCUUUCUAUCACUCCGCCCCAUUCUCCCGCUUUCCAUCACCCCGCCCCAUUCUCAAGCUUUCCAUCACCCCGCCCCAUUCUCCCGCUUUCCAUCACCCCGCCCCAUUCUCCCGCUUUCCAUCACCCCGCCCCAUUCUCCCGCUUUCCAUCACCUCGCCCCAUUCUCCCGCUUUCCAUCACCCCGCCCCUUUCUCCCUCUUUCCAUCACCCCGCCCCAUUCUCCCGCUUUCCAUCACCCCGCCCCAUUCUCCCGCUUUCCAUCACCCCGCCCCGUUCUCCCGUUUUCCAUCACCCCGCCCCAUUCUCCCCCUUUCCAUCACCCCGCCCCAUUCUCCCUCUUUUCAUCACCUCGCCCCAUUCUCCCUCUUUCUAUCACCCCACCCCAUUCUCCCUCUUUCCAACGCCCCGCCCCAUUCUUCCGCUUUUCAUCACCCCGCCCCAUUCUCCCUCUUUCCAUCACCCCGCCCCAUUCCCCCUCUUUCCAUCAGCCUGCCCCAUUCUCCCGCUCUCCAUCACCCCGCCCUAUUCUCCCUAUUUCUAUCACCCGGCCCCAUUCUCCCGCUAUCCAUCACCCCGCCCCAUUCUCCCGCUUUCCAUCACCCCGCCCCAUUCUCCCGCUUUCCAUCAACCCGCCCGAUUCUCCCGCUUUCCAUCACCCCAAGCCAUUCUCCCUCUUUCCAUCACCCCGCCUCAUUCUCCCGCUUUCCAUCACCCCGCCCCAUUCUCCCGCUUUCGAUCACCCCGCCCCAUUGUCCCUCUUUCCAUCACCCCGCCCCAUUGUCCCUCUUUCCAUCACCCUGCCCCAUUCUCCCUAUUUCCAUCACCCCACCCCAUUCUCCCGCUUUCAAUCACCCCGCCCCAUUCUCCCGCUUUCCAUCACCCCGCCCCAUUCUCCCGCUUUCCAUCACCCCGCCCCAUUCUCCCCCUUUCCAUCAACCCGCCCCAUUCUCCCUCUUUCCAUCACCCCGCCCUAAUCUCCCUCUUUCCAUCACCCCGACCCAAUCUCCCGCUUUCCAUCACCCCGCCCCAUUCUCCCGCUUUCCAUCACCCUGCCCCAUUCUUCCGCUUUCCAUCACCCCGCCCCAUUCUCCCUCUUUCCAUCUCCCCGCCCUAUUCUCCCUCUUUCCAUCACCCUGCCCCAUUCUCCCGCUUUCCAUCACCCAGCCCCAUUCUCCUGCUUUCCAUCACCCAGCCCCAUUCUUCCGCUUUCCAUCACCCCGCCCCAUUCUCCCUCUUUCCAUCACCCCGCCCAAUUCUCCCUCUUUCCAUCACCCCUCCCCAUUCUCCCUCUUUCCAUCACCCCGCCACAUUCUCCCGCUUUCCAUCACCGCGCCUCAUUAUCCCUCUUUCCAUCACCCCGCCCCAUUCUCCCGCUUUCCAUCACACCGCCCCAUUCUCUUGCUUUCCAUCACCCCGCCCCAUUCUCCCUCUUUCCAUCACCCAGCCCUAUUCUCCCUCUUUCCAUCACCCCGCUCCAUUCUCCCGCUUUCCAUCACCCCGCCCCAUUCUCCCGCUUUCCAUCACCCCACCCCAUUCUCCCGCUUUCCAUCACCCCGCUCCAUUCUCCCGCUUUCCAUCACCCCGCUCCAUUCUCCCUCUUUCCAUCAUCCCUCCCCAUUAUCCCUCUUUCCAUCACCCCGCCCCAUUCUUCCUCUUUCCAUCACCCCGCCCCAUUCUCCCGCUUUUCAUCACCCCGCCCCAUUCUCCCUCUUUCCAUCACCCCGCCCCAUUCUCCCGCUUUCCACCACCCCGCCCCAUUCUCCCGGUUUCCAUCACCCCGCCCCAUUGUCCCUCUUUCCAUCACCCCACCCCAUUCUCUCGCUUUCCACCACCCCGCUCCAUUCUCUUGCUUUCCAUCACCCCGCCCAAUUCUUUCUCUUUCCAUCACCCCGCCCCAUUCUCCCUCUUUCCAUCACCCCGCCCCAUUCUUCGGCUUUCCAUCACACCACCCCAUUCCCUCGCUUUCCAUCACCACGCCCCAUUUUCCCUCUUUCCAUCACCCCGCCCCAUUCUCCCGCUUUCCAUCACCCCGCCCCAUUCUCCCGCUUUCCAUCAACCCGCUCCAUUCUCUCGCAUUCCAUCACCCCGCCCAAUUCUCCCUCUUUCCAUCACCCCUCCCCAUUCUCCCUCUUUCCAUCACCCCGCCCCGUUCUCCCGCUUUCCAUCACCCCGCCCCAUUCUCCCUCUUUCCAUCACCCCGCCCCAUUCUCCCGCUUUCCAUCACCCCGCCCCAUUCUCCCUUUUCCAUCACCCCGCCCCAUUCUCCCGCUUUCCAUCACCCAGCCCCAUUCUCCCUCUUUCCAUCAGCCCGCCCCAUUCUCCCGCUUUCCAUCACACCACCCCAUUCUCCCGCUUUCCAUCACCACGCCCCAUUUUUCCCUCUUUCCAUCACCCCGCCCCAUUCUCCCGCUUUCCAUCACCCCACCCCAUUCUCCCGCUUUCCAUCACCCCGCUCCAUUCUCCCGCAUUCCAUCACCCCGCCCAAUUCUUCCUCUUUCCAUCACCCCUCCCCAUUCUCCCUCUUUCCAUCACCCCGCCACAUUCUCCCGCUUUCCAUCACCGCGCCUCAUUAUCCCUCUUUCCAUCACCCCGCCCCAUUCUCCCGCUUUCCAUCACACCGCCCCAUUCUCCCUCUAUCCAUCACCCCGCCCUAUUCUCCCGCUUUCUAUCACACCGCCUCAUUCUCCCGCUUUCCAUCACCCCUCCCCAUUCUCCCGCUUUCCAUCACCCAGCCCCAUUCUCCCGCUUUCCAUCACCCCGCCCCAUUCUCCCUCUUUCCAUCACCCCUCCCUAUUCUCCCGCUUUCCAUCACCCCGCCCCAUUCUCCCGCUUUCCAUCACCUCACCCCAUUCUUCCGCUUUCCAUCACCCCGCUCCAUUCUCCCACUUUCUAUCACCCCGCCCAGUUCUCCCUCUUUCCAUCACCCCUCCCCAUUUUCCCUCUUUCCAUCACCCCGCCCCAUUCUCCCUCUUUCCAUCACCCCGCCCCAUUCUCCCGCUUUCCAUCACCCCGCCCCAUUCUCCCUCUUUCCAUCACCCCGCCCCAUUCUCCCGCUUUCCAUCACCCCGCCCCAUUCUCCCGCUUUCCAUCACCCCGCCCCAUUCUCCCGCUUUCCAUCACCCCGCCCCAUUCUCCCUCUUUCCAUCACCCCGCCCCAUUCUUCCUCUUUCCAUCACCCCGCCCCAUUCUCCCCCAAUCCAUCACCUCGCCCCAUUUUCACUCAUUCCAUCACCCCGUCCCAUUCUCCCGCUUUCCAUCACCCCGCCCCAUUCUCCCGCUUUCCAUCACCCCACUCCAUUCUCCCGCUUUCCAUCACCCUGCCCAAUUCUCCCUCUUUCCAUCACCCCUCCCCAUUCUCCCUCUUUCCAUCACCAAGCCCCAUUCUCCCGCUUUCCAUCACCCCGCCCCAUUCUCCCUCUUUCCAUCACCCCGCCCCUUUCUUCCUCUUUCCAUCACCCCGCCCCAUUCUCCCUCUUUCCACCACCCCGCCCCAUUCUCCCUCUUUUCAUCACCCCGCCCCAUUUUCCCGCUUUCCAUCACCCCGCCCCAUUCUCCCGCUUUCCAUCACCCCGCUCCAUUGUCCCUCUUUCCAUCACCCCGCCCCAUUCUUCCGCUUUCCACCACCCCGCUCCAUUCGCUUUCUUUCCAUCACCCCGCCCAAUUCUUCCUAUUUCCAUCACCCCGCCCCAUUCUCCCUCUUUCCAUCACCCCGCCCCAUUCUCCCGCUUUCCAUCACACCACCCCAUUCUCCCGCUUUCCAUCACCACGCCCCAUUUUCCCUCUUUCCAUCACCCCGCCCCAUUCUCCCGCUUUCCAUCACCCCGCCCCAUUCUCCUGCUUUCCAUCACCCCGCUCCAUUCUCCCGCAUUCCAUCACCCCGCCCAAUUCUCCCUCUUUCCAUCACCCCUCCCCAUUCUCCCUCUUUCCAUCACCCCGCCCCAUUCUCCCGCUUUCCAUCACCCCGCCCCAUUCUCCCUUUUCCAUCACCCCGCCCCAUUCUCCCGCUUUCCAUCACCCCGCCCCAUUCUCCCUCUUUCCAUCACCCCGCCCCAUUCUUCCUCUUUCCAUCACCCCGCCCCAUUCUCCCCCAAUCCAUCACCUCGCCCCAUUUUCACUCAUUCCAUCACCCCGUCCCAUUCUCCCGCUUUCCAUCACCCCGCCCCAUUCUCCCGCUUUCCAUCACCCCACUCCAUUCUCCCGCUUUCCAUCACCCUGCCCAAUUCUCCCUCUUUCCAUCACCCCUCCCCAUUCUCCCUCUUUCCAUCACCAAGCCCCAUUCUCCCGCUUUCCAUCACCCCGCCCCAUUCUCCCUCUUUCCAUCACCCCGCCCCUUUCUUCCUCUUUCCAUCACCCCGCCCCAUUCUCCCUCUUUCCACCACCCCGCCCCAUUCUCCCUCUUUUCAUCACCCCGCCCCAAUUUCCCGCUUUCCAUCACCCCGCCCCAUUCUCCCGCUUUCCAUCACCCCGCUCCAUUCUCCCUCUUUCCAUCACCCCGCCCCAUUCUCCCGCUUUCCAUCACCCCGCCCUGUUCUCCCUCUUUCUAUCACCCCGCCCCAUUCUCCCUCUUUCCAUCACCCCGCCCCAUUCUCCCGCUUUCUAUCACCCCGCCCCACUCUCCAUCUUUCCAUCACUCCGCCCCAUUUUCCCGCCUUCCAUCACCCCGCCCCAUUCUCCAUGCUUCCAUCACCCCGCCCCAUUCUCCCUCUUUCCAUCACCCCGCCGGAUUUUUCAGCCUUCCAUCACCCAGCCCCAUUCUCCCUCUUUACAUCACCCCGCCCCAUUCUCCCGCUUUCCAUCACCCCGCCCCAUUCUCCCUCCUUCCAUCACCCCGCCCCAUUCUCCCUCUAUCCAUCACCCCGCCCCAUUCUCCCGCUUUCCUUCACCCCGUCCCAUUUUCCCGCUUUCCAUCACCCCGCCCCAUUCUCUUUCUUUCCAUCACCUCGCCCCAUUCUCCCGCUUUCCAUCACCCCGCCCCAUUCUCCCGCUUUCCAUCACCCCGCCCCAUUCUCCUGCUUUCCAUCACCCUGCCGAUUCUCCCGCUUUCCAUCAUCCCGCCCCAUUCUCCCUUUUCCAUCACCCCGCCCCAUUCUCCCGCUUUCAAUCACCCCGCCCCAUUCUCCCUCUUUCAAUCACCCCGCCACAUUCUUCCUCUUUCCAUCACCCCGCCCCAUUCUCACCCAAUGCAUCACCUAACCCCAUUUUCACUCAUUCCAUCACCCCGUCCCAUUCUCCCGCUUUCCAUCACCCCGCCCCAUUCUCCCGCUUUCCAUCACCCCACUCCAUUCUCCCGCUUUCCAUCACCCUGCCCAAUUCUCCCUCUUUCGAUCACCCCUCCCCAUUCUCCCUCUUUCCAUCACCAAGCCCCAUUCUCCCGCUUUCCAUCACCCCGCCCCAUUCUCCCUCUUUCCAUCACCCCGCCCCUUUCUUCCUCUUUCCAUCACCCCGCCCCAUUCUCCCUCUUUCCACCACCCCGCCCCAUUCUCCCUCUUUUCAUCACCCCGCCCCAUUCUCCCGUUUUCCAUCACCCCACCCCAUUCUCCCGCUUUCCAUCACCCCGCCCCAUUCUCCCUCUUUCCAUCACCCCGCCCCAUUCUCCCGCUUUCCAGCACCCCGCCCUGUUCUCCCUCUUUCCAUCACCCCGCCCCAAUCUCCCUCUUUCCAUCACCCCGCCCCAUUCUCCCGCUUUCUAUCACCCCGCCCCACUCUCCAUCUUUCCAUCACUCCGCCCCAUUUUCCCGCCUUCCAUCACCCUGCCCCAUUCUCUAUGUUUCCAUCACCCCGCCCCAUUCUCCCUCUUUCCAUCACCCCGCCCGAUUCUCCAGCCUUCCAUCACCCAGCCCCAUUCUCCCUCUUUACAUCACCCCGCCCCAUUCUCCCGCUUUCCAUCACCCCGCCCCAUUCUCCCUCUUUCCAUCACCCCGCCCCAUUCUCCCUCUAUCCAUCACCCCGCCCCAUUCUCCCGCUUUCCUUCACCCCGUCCCAUUUUCCCGCUUUCCAUCACCCCGCCCCAUUCUCUUUCUUUCCAUCACCUCGCCCCAUUCUCCCGCUUUCCAUCACCCCGCCCCAUUCUCCCGCUUUCCAUCACCCCGCCCCAUUCUCCUGCUUUCCAUCACCCUGCCCAUUCUCCCGCUUUCCAUCACCCUGCCCCAUUCUCCCUCUUUCCAUCACCCCGCCCCAUUCUCCCGCUUUCCAUCACCCCGCUCCAUUCUCCCGCUUUCCAUCACCCCGCCCAAUUCUCCCUACUUCCAUCACCCCUCCCCAUUCUCCCUCUUUCCAUCACCCCGACCGAUUCUCCCUCUUUCCAUCACCCCGCCCCAUUCUCCCUGUUUCCAUCACCCCGCCCCAUUCUCCCGCUUUCCUUCACCCCGUCCCAUUCUCCCGCUUUCCAUCACCCCGCCCCAUUCUCCCUCUUUCCAUCACCCCGCCCCAUUCUCCCUCUAUCCAUCACCCCGCCCCAUUCUCCCGCUUUCCUUCACCCCGUCCCAUUUUCCCGCUUUCCAUCACCCCGCCCCAUUCUCUUUCUUUCCAUCACCUCGCCCCAUUCUCCCGCUUUCCAUCACCCCGCCCCAUUCUCCCGCUUUCCAUCACCCCGCCCCAUUCUCCUGCUUUCCAUCACCCUGCCCAUUCUCCCGCUUUCCAUCACCCCGCCCCAUUCUCCCUCUUUCCAUCACCCCGCCCCAUUCUCCCGCUUUCCAUCACCCCGCUCCAUUCUCCCGCUUUCCAUCACCCCGCCCAAUUCUCCCUACUUCCAUCACCCCUCCCCAUUCUCCCUCUUUCCAUCACCCCGACCUAUUCUCCCUCUUUCCAUCACCCCGCCCCAUUCUCCCUGUUUCCAUCACCCCGCCCCAUUCUCCCGCUUUCCUUCACCCCGUCCCAUUUUCCCGCUUUCCAUCACCCCGCCCCAUUCUCUUUCUUUCCAUCACCUCGCCCCAUUCUCCCGCUUUCCAUCACCCCGCCCCAUUCUCCCGCUUUCCAUCACCCCGCCCCAUUCUCCUGCUUUUUAUCACCCUGCCCAUUCUCCCGCUUUCCAUCACCCCGCCCCAUUCUCCCUUUUCCAUCACCCCGCCCCAUUCUCCCGCUUUCCAUCACCCCGCCCCAUUCUCCCUCUUUCCAUCACCCCGCCCCAUUCUUCCUCUUUCCAUCACCCCGCCCCAUUCUCACCCAAUCCAUCACCUCGACCCAUUUUCACUCAUUCCAUCACCCGUCCCAUUCUCCCGCUUUCCAUCACCCCGCCCCAUUCUCCCGCUUUCCAUCACCCCACUCCAUUCUCCCGCUUCUCAUCACCCUGCCCAAUUCUCCCUCUUUCCAUCACCCCUCCCCAUUCUCCCUCUUUCCAUCACCAAGCCCCAUUCUCCCGCUUUCCAUCACCCCGCCCCAUUCUCCCUCUUUCCAUCACCCCGCCCCUUUCUUCCUCUUUCCAUCACCCCGCCCCAUUCUCCCUCUUUCCACCACCCCGCCCCAUUCUCCCUCUUUUCAUCACCCCGCCCCAUUCUCCCGUUUUCCAUUACCCCGCCCCAUUCUCCCGCUUUCCAUCACCCCGCCCCAUUCUCCCUCUUUCCAUCACCCCGCCCCAUUCUCCCGCUUUCCAUCACCCCGCCCUGUUCUCCCUCUUUCCAUGACCCCGCCCCAUUCUCCCUCUUUCCAUCACCCCGCCCCAUUCUCCCGCUUUCUAUCACCCCGCCCCACUCUCCAUCUUUCCAUCACUCCGCCCCAUUUUCCCGCCUUCCAUCACCCCGCCCCAUUCUCCAUGCUUCCAUCACCCCGCCCCAUUCUCCCUCUUUCCAUCACCCCGCCCGAUUCUCCAGCCUUACAUCACCCAGCCCCAUUCUCCCUCUUUACAUCACCCCGCCCCAUUCUCCCGCUUUCCAUCACCCCGCCCCAUUCUCCCUCUUUCCAUCACCCCGCCCCAUUCUCCCUCUAUCCAUCACCCCGCCCCAUUCUCCCGCUUUCCUUCACCCCGUCCCAUUUUCCCGCUUUCCAUCACCCCGCCCCAUUCUCUUUCUUUCCAUCACCUCGCCCCAUUCUCCCGCUGUCCAUCACCCCGCCCCAUUCUCCCGCUUUCCAUCACCCCGCCCCAUUCUCCUGCUUUCCAUCACCCCGCCCCAUUCUCCCGCUUUCCAUCACCCCGCUCCAUUCUCCCGCUUUCCAUCACCCCGCCCAAUUCUUCCUACUUCCAUCACCCCUCCCCAUUCUCCCUCUUUCCAUCACCCCGAUCUAUUCUCCCUCUUUCCAUCACCCCGCCCCAUUCUCCCUGUUUCCAUCACCCCGCCCCAUUCUCCCUCUUUCCGUCACCCCGCCACAUUAUCCCUCUUUCCAUCACCCUGCCCUAUUCUCCCUGUUUCCAUCACCCUGCCUCAUUCUCCCUAUUUCCAUCACCCCGCCCCGUUCCCCCGCUUUCCAUCACCCCGCCCAAUUCUCCCGCUUUCCAUCACCCCGCCCCAUUCUCCCACUUUCCAUCACCCCGUCCCGUUAUCCCGCUUCCCAUCACCCCACCCCGUUCUCCCGCUUUCCAUCACCCUGCCCCGUUCUCCCGUUUUCCAUCACCCCGCCCCGUUCUCCCUCUUUCCAUCACCCCACUCCAUUCUCCCGCUUUCCAUCACCCCGCCUAAUUCUCCCUCUUUCCAUCACUCCUCCCCAUUCUCCCUCUUUCCAUCACCCCGCCCCAUUCUCCCGCUUUCCAUCACCCCGCCCCAUUCUCCCGCUUUCCAUCACCCCAAGCCAUUCUCCCUCUUUCCAUCACCCCGCCUCAUUCUCCCGCUUUCCACCACCCCGCCCCAUUCUCCCGCUUUCCAUCACCCCGCCCCAUUGUCCCUCUUUCCAUCACCCCGCCCCAUUCUCCCUCUUUCCAUCACCCUGCCCCAUUCUCCCUCUUUCCAUCACCCCACCCCAUUCUCCCGCUUUCAAUCACCCCGCCCCAUUCUCCCCCUUUUCAUCACCCCGCCCCAUUCUCCCGCUUUCCAUCACCCCGCCCCAUGCUCCCGCCUUCCAUCAACCCGCCCCAUUCUCCCUCUUUCCAUCACCCCGCCCUAAUCUCCCUCUUUCCAUCACCCUGACCCAUUCUCCCGCUUUCCAUCACCCCGCCCCAUUCUCCCGCUUUCCAUCACCCCGCCCCAUUCUUCCGCUUUCCAUCACCCCGCCCCAUUCUCCCUCUUUCCAUCUCCCCGCCCCAUUCUCCCUUUCUCCAUCACCCCGCCCCAUUCUCCCGCUUUCCAUCACCCCGCCCCAUUCUCCCGCUUUCAAUCACCCCGCCCCAUUCUUCCGCUUUCCAUCACCCCGCCCCAUUCUCCCUGUUUCCAUCAGCCCGCCCCAUUCUCCCUCUUUCCAUCACCCCGCCCCAUUCUCCCGCUUUCCUUCAUCCCGCCCCAUUCUCUCGCUUUCCAUCACCCCGCCCUAUUCUCCCUCUUUCCAUCACCCUGCCCCAUUCUCCCGCUUUCCAUCACCCAGCCCCAUUCUCCUGCUUUCCAUCACCCAGCCCCAUUCUCCCGCUUUCCAUCACCCCGCUCCAUUCUCCCUCUUUCCAUCACCCCGCCCAAUUCUCCCUCUUUCCAUCACCCCUCCCCAUUCUCCCUCUUUCCAUCACCCCGCCACAUUCUCCCGCUUUCCAUCACCGCGCCUCAUUAUCCCUCUUUCCAUCACCCCGCCCCAUUCUCCCGCUUUCCAUCACCCCGCCACAUUCUCCCUCUUUCCAUCACCCCGCCCUAUUCUCCCUCUUUCCAUCACCCCGACCCAUUCUCCCGCUUUCCAUCACCCCACCCCACUCUCCCGCUUUCCAUCACCCCACCCCAUUCUCCCGCUUUCCAUCACCGCGCUCCAUUCUCCCGCUUUCCAUCACCCCGCCCAGUUCUCCCUCUUUCCAUCACCCCUCCCCAUUCUCCCUCUUUCCAUCACCCCGCCCCAUUCUCCCUCUUUCCAUCACCCCGCCCCAUUCUCCCGCUUUCCAUCACCCUGCCCCAUUCUCCCUCUUUCCAUCACCCCGCCCCAUUCUCCCGCUUUCCAUCACCCCGCCCCAUUCUCCUGCUUUCCAUCACCCUGCCCCAUUGUCCCUCUUUCCAUCACCCCGCCCCAUUCUCCCGCUUUCCACCACGCCGCUCUAUUCUCUUGCUUUCCAUCACCCCGCCCAAUUCUCCCUCUUUCCAUCACCCCUCCCGAUUCUCCCUCUUUCCAUCACCUCGCCCCAUUCUCCCGCUUUCCAUCACCCCGCCCCAUUCUCCCUCUUUCCAUCACUCCGCCCCAUUGUCCCGCUGUCCAUCACACCACCCCAUUCUCCCGCUUUCCAUCACCAUGCCCCAUUUUCCCUCUUUCCAUCACCCCGCCCCAUUCUCCCGCAUUCCAUCACCCCGCCCCGUUCUCCCGCUUUCCAUCACACCGCUCCAUUCUCCCGCAUUCCAUCACCCCGCCCAAUUCUCCCUCUUUCCAUCACCCCUCUCCAUUCUCCCUCUUUCCAUCACCCCGCCCCAUUCUCCCGCUUUCCAUCACCCCGCCCCAUUCUCCCUCUUUCCAUCACCCCGCCCCAUUCUCCCGCUUUCCAUCACCCCGCCCCAUUCUCCCUUUUCCAUCACCCCGCCCCAUUCUCCCGCUUUCCAUCACCCCGCCCCAUUCUCCCUCUUUCCAUCACCCCGCCCCAUUCUUCCUCUUUCCAUCACCCCGCCCCAUUCUCCCCCAAUCCAUCACCUCGCCCCAUUUUCACUCUUUCCAUCACUCCGCCCCAUUGUCCCGCUGUCCAUCACACCACCCCAUUCUCCCGCUUUCCAUCACCAUGCCCCAUUUUCCCUCUUUCCAUCACCCCGCCCCAUUCUCCCGCAUUCCAUCACCCCGCCCCGUUCUCCCGCUUUCCAUCACACCGCUCCAUUCUCCCGCAUUCCAUCACCCCGCCCAAUUCUCCCUCUUUCCAUCACCCCUCUCCAUUCUCCCUCUUUCCAUCACCCCGCCCCAUUCUCCCGCUUUCCAUCACCCCGCCCCAUUCUCCCUCUUUCCAUCACCCCGCCCCAUUCUCCCGCUUUCCAUCACCCCGCCCCAUUCUCCCUUUUCCAUCACCCCGCCCCAUUCUCCCGCUUUCCAUCACCCCGCCCCAUUCUCCCUCUUUCCAUCACCCCGCCCCAUUCUUCCUCUUUCCAUCACCCCGCCCCAUUCUCCCCCAAUCCAUCACCUCGCCCCAUUUUCACUCAUUCCAUCACCCCGUCCCGUUCUCCCGCUUUCCAUCACCCCGCCCUAUUCUCCCGCUUUCCAUCACCCCGCUCCAUUCGCCCCUAUAAAAGCGUCAACUCCCCUAUAA
Molecule: messenger RNA, 11976 nt
Organism: Closterium sp. NIES-65
Lineage: Eukaryota; Viridiplantae; Streptophyta; Zygnematophyceae; Desmidiales; Closteriaceae
Source: the annotation of a GenBank genome assembly